AUGGAUCAAGCAGGGAAAGGAGCGCGAGGGCUGAUCUUGAAAUGGGCGCUUCUGAAGGCGUUCGGGCCAGAUCGCUGGCACUUCGCAGCGUUAAUGAACGAGGAGAGGACGACGGCUAUCAAGGAAGCGAUCACCAGGCAUGUGGGGGAGACGAGGGCGAUCCAGAGGGCAGGGGCUGAUGGGUCGAUCGCCGUCGCUGAUCUUGGAGCUGGUCACGGGCUGUACGGGAUGAUGGCGGAGCGAGGAGGAGCAGGGUGA
Molecule: messenger RNA, 258 nt
Organism: Guillardia theta CCMP2712
Lineage: Eukaryota; Cryptophyceae; Pyrenomonadales; Geminigeraceae
Exons: 6
Coding region: 1-258 (85 amino acids)
Source: RefSeq, a predicted model, not a curated record